AUGGAUCAACUCAUAAACAACUUGGGGGUCCAACUUAAUUCAGAAAGUGGCUCAAUGCAUGUCCUCAAACAGGUCACUGGCUCUGUUCAUAUCAGAGAUCCUCCUAAGAUAGAAGAUAGAGGGAAUAUGACAUCUCCACCAUUCCCAGAUGCCAGUCCCAUGGAGAACCCAGCAUUAUUUAGUGACAUCAAGAUUGAGCCCCCAGAAGAACUUCUGGCUAAUGAUUUCAACCUGCCCCAGGUGGAACCAGUUGACCUCUCUUUUCACAAGCCCAAGGCUCAUCUCCAGCCUGCCAGCAUGCUGCAACCCCCAAUAUUCACUCCCAAGCCAAAGCCUGCUCUCCAGACACUUGUAGUGUCCACUUCAACAUCUGACACAGGCACUUCAGCAAAUAUCCCUACUGUUCUGACUCCAAGGUCUAUCCUGGCAUCCUCUCAAGGAACUGGUGGCCAGCAGAUCUUUCAUGUGAUUCACAGCAUCCCUUCAGUCAGACUACCAAAUAAGUUGGGUGGCCUAAAGACCAUCCCAGUAGUGGUACAGUCACUUCCCAUGGUGUAUACUACUUUGCCUGCUGAUGGGGGCCCUGCAGCCAUUACAGUCCCACUCAUUGGAGGAGAUGGCAAAAAUGCUGGAUCAGUGAAAGUUGACCCCACCUCCAUGUCUUCACUGGAGAGCCCAAGUGACAGUGAGGAGAGUGAGAUUAAGAGUGGAUCCUCAGCUUUACAGGGUAUUCAGGGACUACAGCAAGAACCAUCAGCAAUGACCCAAAUGCAGGGAGAAGAGUCUCUUGAUUUGAAGAGAAGACGGAUUCACCAAUGUGACUUUGCAGGAUGCAACAAAGUGUACACCAAAAGCUCCCACCUGAAAGCCCACCGCAGAAUCCAUACAGGAGAGAAGCCUUAUAAAUGCACCUGGGAUGGCUGCUCCUGGAAAUUUGCUCGUUCAGAUGAGCUCACCCGCCAUUUUCGCAAGCACACAGGCAUCAAGCCCUUCCAGUGCACAGACUGCAACCGUAGCUUCUCUCGCUCUGACCACCUAUCCCUGCACCGCAGGCGCCAUGACACAAUGUGA
Messenger RNA from Panthera uncia (snow leopard), 1071 nucleotides. RefSeq names its product KLF transcription factor 8 (gene KLF8). NCBI's taxonomy places the organism in Eukaryota, Metazoa, Chordata, Mammalia, Carnivora, Felidae. Gene Ontology annotation, biological process: regulation of transcription by RNA polymerase II. The transcript is spliced from 5 exons. Gene Ontology annotation, molecular function: RNA polymerase II cis-regulatory region sequence-specific DNA binding; DNA-binding transcription factor activity, RNA polymerase II-specific. The coding region runs from base 1 to 1071 and encodes 356 amino acids. The record is from RefSeq and is a predicted model, not a curated record.